Messenger RNA from Necator americanus (New World hookworm), 2403 nucleotides. RefSeq lists its product as uncharacterized. Gene Ontology annotation, molecular function: succinate transmembrane transporter activity; citrate transmembrane transporter activity. Gene Ontology annotation, biological process: transmembrane transport; citrate transport. Gene Ontology annotation, cellular component: membrane. The record is from RefSeq and is a predicted model, not a curated record. The transcript has 22 exons. Bases 1 to 2403 code for a protein of 800 amino acids. NCBI's taxonomy places the organism in Eukaryota, Metazoa, Nematoda, Chromadorea, Rhabditida, Ancylostomatidae.
AUGCCAUUUCUAAAAAUGGACUUCACUUCUUACGACAAUUCUGAAGGGAUUUCAAAGAAACUUGAAUGUUUGUUUUCCAACAUUUCUCGUCCAUUCCGCUACGUUAGUCUUUGUCUAUUCUUACAUGGACCAUUCAUAACACCUAAAAACAGAUGGCAAAAGUUCCUGCGUGCCGCACAGAUAGCAUGGACCGUAGGUCUGAGCUUGUUCCUCCUUGGUGCUGCCGUGAUCUCCAUGUACAAAAUGUCACCCGUGUAUUAUUUUGUCUAUUUAUUCGGGUGUAUAGACUAUUUUUUUCUGCUUUAUUGGAAUCGAUCGACGAAAAACGAUGAAUAUUCGAAGCGAUUGAGAAAGAGCUCGAUUGGUAUUGGUUCUUUGAAAAAUGCAAAACAAAUCCUACGAAGAAAGAAUGUCUCAGUUGUGAUCGGCGGUGCAUGUUCAAUUGUUGUGUUUGUGCUGAUUACUGCAGACGUGCUACCAGUCGCCAGACAUUACAUUCGUGGACACGCUCAACUUUUGAAACUAUUCGGUGCUGUUAAAGGACCGCUAAGGCGAGAAAUAAUGUUUGUUAUUGGAUUGCGUCAAGGCAUACUUUUGUGGAAGAGGAUAGUUGCUUCUAUAGCCGGGACAAAACGUCGUGAAGCUUGGUGCCGCUGCGUAGGCGGCUGCUCUAAAGACUGGAAUAUGCGUGAGUCUAGUCUCCUACUUAGAGAUAUAAAAACCUAUUUUAAAACAAUAUGGAUCAUUGUUGCUCCGAUUCUACUUCUUCCUUUGGCAUUUCUUGGAGAGGAAGGAAAAUGUGCCUAUUGUAUCCUGGUUAUGUCAUGUUAUUGGGUCGGUGAAGUGGUACCAUUAGCGGUGACCGCAUUUCUACCGUUGGUGAUUUUGCCAACGCUUGGUGUGAUGAGCAUUAAGAAAAUCGCUGAAUCCUAUUUGACAGACACUAACAUGAUGUUUGUCACUAGUUUGAUGUUAUCGUUGGCUGUCGAAGAGUGCAACUUACACAAACGGAUAGCGUUAAAAAUGUUGACCUUCGUAGGGGCAAAACCCCAAUGGUUAAUGGCAGGAUUUAUGUUGAUCACCUCGUUUAUAUCACUUUGGAUAUCGGACACGGCUUGCGCAGCGCUGAUGUCACCGAUUGCUUACGCUCUCCUUGAAGCUAUUAUGAUCCAUAAAAUGGCGGCAUUUACUGAAAAAUCAUGGACUGGAGAUAGCAUAGUAAUGCAAGAGAGUGGAGAGAUGAAGAGGGAGAAGGAAACAGAAUUGGAUGUCUCACGGUUAUCGAAAAGGGAUCAAGGCAUUUGCAAAUGUAUUAUGCUCAUUGUCGCUCACGCAUCGUUGAUAGGUGGUACAGGCACAAUCAAUUCGACCGGACCGAAUCUCAUAUUCAGGGAUACUCUUGAAAAAUUCUAUCCUGGGGAAGAUACUGGCAUCAGUUAUCUUUCGUGGAUGGCGUUUGCCAUACCGCCGAUGGUCGGCUACAUGUUUGCCUCUUGGAUGAUAGUACAGAUACAAUUUCUUGGCUUCCGUCACAUUUCACGGAUAUUCAAACCAUCUACAGAUGAGGAAAAAACUGAUGAAGAAUAUGUUAGGAAGGCUGUGGACACCGCAUACAACGAUCUUGGACCGAUCACGUUCGCUGAGAAAUCUACACUCGUGAUUUUUGUGUUGACAGUAACAUCAUGGAUUACUAGCGAUCCUAAAGUUGUGGAUGGAUGGGCAACGUUCUUCAAAAAAGGAUAUGUUACGGACUCGUGUUCAGGAAUGUUAGCAGUCUUCGUACUUUUCGUAUGGCCUCGAGAAAUGCCAGAUUUUUUCUUUCUUCGAUCUAAAUCCGAUCGCGAUCGUCCUUCUACCAAACGUGAAGCUUUGCUUACUUGGGAUGCUGUGAGACGGCGUUUUCCAUGGUCUGUCAUCCUUCUUCUUGGUGCCGGUUUCGCUAUUUCAAAAAGUGUGAAGGAAAGUGGCCUUUCAACAUUGAUCGCUUGCAAUAUGCAGAGCAUCCUGUCGGGAUUCCCGUUGUUUGUCAUGCAGGCUUUCAUCAAUCUAAUCACAGUUGUGCUCACGGAAUUCUCCACUAAUUCAGCUACUGCUAGUAUUCUUAUCCCGAUUGCAUUUAAUAUCGCUGAGUCAGUGCGUGCACAUCCGCUCUACUUCUCUAUACCAGCAGCUAUAGGCCCGUCAUUUUCUUUCAUGUUACCGAUGGCAACGCCUCCAAAUGCUAUCGUCUAUGAAACUGGAACGAUGAGGAUGAUAGAUAUGGUGUCAUCUGGUGUGUUCCUCAAUAUCUUUUGUAUUGCUAUCACGGUGUUGAACAUGAACACAUGGGCGUACUGGCUCUUUUCUAUGGGUACCUAUCCGGAAUACGUGUUCCUUCAUAACAACACGUCUCCUUGUCAUUGA